UUGCCCUCCGCUUCUCUCUCUGGUCCUUUUUCUUCUCCUUCUCAUGGAGUCAGUGGAUUUCAUUACCCUUUACCCAAGCUUCGAGGAUAACGCUGUCAAAGCAAAGUUCACCUUGGUAGGUAAAAUACUCUCUCCUAAAGUUCUCAACAAAAAAGGAGUAUCAAAUGUGGUAUCCAAAGCCUAGAGCAGGUUUUCUGAGGAAAUAGUAGUCACAGCUUGGGGAGGGAAUAUUUUUGCUUUUGGUUUCAAAUCGGAGGACGCGGUUUGCAAAAUUAUGAGCCUUGGCCCAUGGUCGGUUAUGGGGUGUCUCUUGAUCCUUCGGAAAUGGGAAGCCAAUAGAACUUUGGAGGAGCUGGAUUUUGAUUUCAGCCCUUUUUGGGUCCAAAUCCAAGGCCUUCCUUUUUGUUUUUUGAAUGCUAAAAGUGGGCUAAAGAUAGCAGAAGCUUUGGGGGAGGUUAUCGCUGUUGCAGAUCCAGAAAAGGAGAGGAAGUUGAUGAAGUUUAUCCGAGUCAGGGUUUGGGUGGAUAUAACUAAGCCCUUGAAGAGGGGCUUCUUCCUCAGAAGACCAGGCGAAGAGAACCUAUGGGUGAAAUUCAGGUAUGAACGUCUUUCGAAUUUUUGCUAUAGUUGUGGAAGAGUUGGCCAUAAUUUCAACGAAUGCAAAGAAAAGGAUGAAUCAAAGGAAAAGACAGUGUAUGAUGGGGACCUACGGGCGAAGAUCUCUUGGCUUGACACCAUUAAUUUUGGGAUCAAAGAACCAACCAAGUUUUUCUACCCUGAUUCCAGAAAUAGGAGCAGUAGAGGCGGCGACGACGGCAGUGCGGCGGCCUCCCAAGCCCAUGUGAGUACCUGUCACAACCCUGACCCGCCCCUCGAGCAAGCGAUGAUCAAAAGGGGCUAA
This is a messenger RNA of Rhododendron vialii, 901 nucleotides long. RefSeq lists its product as uncharacterized. Gene Ontology annotation, molecular function: zinc ion binding; nucleic acid binding. The transcript has 2 exons. Lineage: Eukaryota; Viridiplantae; Streptophyta; Magnoliopsida; Ericales; Ericaceae. Bases 275 to 901 code for a protein of 208 amino acids. The record is from RefSeq and is a predicted model, not a curated record.